AUGAGACUCAUCAACACAUCGUCUGGAGAGCUCCAAGAAUUCUUUGGGUCCAGCAUCCCAUCUUAUGCUAUUCUUAGCCAUACUUGGGGGGAUGAUGAGGUGUUGUAUGCCGAUAUCCUCAAUGGGUCCGCCCCAUCCAAGAAGGGGUAUGGCAAGGUGAGCGACUUUUGCCAGAUGGCAAAGCGUGUCGGCAAUCUUGACUGGGCCUGGGUCGACACCUGCUGUAUCAACAAGGAAAGCAGCGCCGAGCUCUCUGAGGCUAUCAAUUCCAUGUACAAAUGGUACAAACAGUCUGCCGUCUGCUAUGUCUACCUACAAGACGUUCUAGUCACAGGCGAGCAGAUCAACCAGCAUAUUCCACCAAUAUGGACAACGGCCUAUCCGGCAAACCGCCUCGUUACUGCCAACUUUCCCCAAAGCCGCUGGUUCACGAGAGGAUGGACGUUACAGGAACUGAUUGCGCCGCCAUAUGUCGAGUUCUAUGCCGCAGAUUGGACUGAGAUUGGCACAAAAAGAAGCCUCGCGCCUUACAUAUCUGACAUUACAGGCAUCCCAAUUCCGAUCCUUCACGGCCAAAGCCCCCAGAGCUGCAACGUGGCUGAAAGGUUAUCUUGGGCCUCCAGAAGAAGCACUACCAGAGAGGAAGACAUGGCCUACUGCUUACUAGGCUUGUUUAAUGUCAACAUGCCGCUUCUCUAUGGAGAGGGAGUAAGGUCCUUCAUCAGACUCCAAGAGCAAAUUUUGCAGCAAGAAGAAGAUUAUAGCAUUUUCACUUGGACACUUGAGGCCCAUUUGGGGGAGUGUCUUUGGGGAGUUCUGGCUUCCUCACCCCUGCAGUUCGCAACCUCAUCUCAAUUGGCUAUCCACCCACCCUCCUUUCUCGACAAGUUCAACGAUGACUGGGCUAGAAAGAGCAUCGCCUAUAAAGCACUCGAAUCAAUGCCUCAGGAUUUGGCUGAGGAUGGUCAGGAUGAGGUUUCCUUGCUCCCGUAUCAGCCUGUGCGCUUGCGAGACUAUAAGCGACUAUCCCAACAAGCAUUUCAUCACUCCGUCAGCUCUUUCGAACUUAUCCCCUCAGAACCUCCACAGAUCACUAGCCGUGGCCUCCGCCUUACACUUCCAGUAAAGAGGGAGGACGAUGCUUCUCUCCCUGCUCUGGCUUGGAUAUAUUGUGAGUUGGACGACCGGCUAUUAUGUCUCGCACUGCAUCCGUCCUCUGGGGAAUCUUCUGCUCAAGAAGCACGCUACAAUUCUUCUUGGUUGGUGGGCGUUGACAAGUCCAUUCUACGCGAGUUUCGACUCGAGAAGAUAUUUUGUCACCCAGCUGGGCAGGUCGGCGUCGAUAGCCAGGGACUUCAAUCAUAUGUAGUCCCGCCAUCGCACGAUUCUCCAGCGCGGUUGAGAAUUGUGCUACAGAGCACCGCUAUUGAGGUGAUUGAUUGCUGGCCUCCUAAGCUUUUGGGCAAGGAUGAAAUAUUCCUAUACAAUUCUGAGAACAGGGUUGGGAUCGUUGAUUGUAAAUGCGUACUCAAUGAUUAUUCGAGCGACUUUUACGUGUGCUUUGGUAUCUUAGAAGGCAAACCUUGGUGCACAAUUAUCUCGGAAUCAAGACACGAACCAGAAGUGAAAAGGGACAGCGUCAUCGGCGUUGGCGCGAAGUACUCGAUGGAAUAUAUUUCUAAGCUGUCUGCAUUUUCGGAUCGCACCUCGAUGUUGUCAAGUCAAAUACCCAACAUGGUCUUCACCACCUCAAUACGGAAGGAUGUGGCAGUUGUAGGACCUCAUGCCGGUUUUAUUUUGGAGAUCGGUCUUCUGGAUUGGUUGCAACGCUCAUUAUGGGCCGAUCUGUCGCUUUCACAGGCGGUAUUAUUACCUGCCCUCCCACAGCAGUCGAUGACUCCUGUGGCAUCACCAAAGGCCAGAGCAGCAAAGAUCCAAAGUCCACGGAAGCGGAACAUGAUGGUAGAGUGGCAUAGGAUCUUGAAAACCCCUGGGAAUGGGCAGGAAGCUGUUAAUAUCUUUGAGCAGAUUCGCCAACAAGCGAGGUCUCAAUCGGAACGACAUAGUGGUUGA
This is a messenger RNA of Clonostachys rhizophaga, 2073 nucleotides long. Lineage: Eukaryota; Fungi; Ascomycota; Sordariomycetes; Hypocreales; Bionectriaceae. The record is from the annotation of a GenBank genome assembly.